GACACAUUAAUGGCGGAAAAAGGAAAGGGGAAUCGCCACAAUUUCUCUAGAUUUCUCCUUUCCUGUCUUCGUGGUCUUGGUUGAAAUGCUGGCGAAUGUUUCAUGUAGCCUCUUAGUUACUUGUUAUGCCCAUUAAGCUGCUAGGAUGGCGGCUAUUUAUGGCUUUUUAUUGGCGUGUUUUUGUUCUAUUGAUUUGUGGAUGUUAUAGCAAUAAUGGAAUCGUACACAACAGAACGACAAACUCAAUGGAUUAUUCUUCAUCGUGGGCCAUUCGAAUACCACUGGUUCAUUUUUCUAAUUUAUCUGAUCUCCAUGCGCUAGCAGACCGCAUCGCGGACGAGGCAGGCCUCGUAAAUCGCGGGCAAAUUGGAGGUCUCAAAGGACAUUACCUGUACAUACAUAAUAAUACUUUCUUCAAUCAAAGCGGAAUCAAAGAACACGUUCUUGGAAAAAUGCAGAAUAGCAUUACGGAACUUUUAGCCAAACAUCCAAGUAUCGAGUGGUCAAGACAAGAAGUAGUUCGAAUGCGUUAUAAGCGAAGCCUACAAUUUAAGGAUCAGUAUUUUCCAAGCCAAUGGCACUUGGACAAUUUACGAUUCAUAGGACAUGAUAUCAAUGUUACUGGUGUCUGGGAGAAUAACAUCACAGGACGUGGAAUAGUUGUAUCUGUUAUUGAUGAUGGUGUGGAAUGGACCAAUCCUGAUAUUCUUGACAAUUAUAGUUCAGAAGGCAGCUGGGAUAUCAACUCCAAUGAUGAUGAUCCAAUGCCAAGAGCAGAUGAGGCUGGCUUAAAUCAUCAUGGAACCAGGUGUGCUGGUGAGAUUGCUGCUGUGCCAAACACAUACUGUGCUGUAGGUGUUGCUUAUGGGGCAAAAGUAUCAGGUGUACGAAUUCUUGACGGUCCAAUGACGGACAGCCUUGAGGCCAUGGCAUUCAACAGUAAGAUGCACAUUAAUGACAUCUAUAGCUGCAGUUGGGGGCCUGAUGAUAAUGGAAAAACUGUUGAUGGACCUCAUCAAUUGGCACAGGCUGCUCUCGCUCAUGGUGUUUUAGCUGGUAGGAAAGGUUACGGCAGUAUUUUUGUUGUGGCAUCUGGCAACGGAGGACAUUUCAAAGACAACUGUAACUUUGAUGGAUAUGCCAACUCCAUUUACACUGUUACAAUAGGUGCUGUGGACGAGUUAGGAGAUAUGCCAUAUUAUGCAGAACACUGUGCUGCCAUGUUGGCAGUCACUUACAGUAGCGGACAAGGCAUGCAGAGGAACAUAGUGACAACUGAUUGGCGCUUAGGGACUGGCACGGGUUGCACAGACAAACAUACGGGAACCUCGGCUGCAGCGCCCUUAGCUGCUGGAAUGAUCGCCCUCAUGUUACAAGCAAGACCAUGUUUGUCAUGGAGAGAUGUCCAACAUAUUAUUGCCAUUACUGCUGUCAAGCACGAUGUGGACGACAGUGAUUAUUAUACAAAUGGAGCCAAGUAUCACCAUAGCCACAAGUAUGGAUUCGGUCUUCUGGACUCUUGGCGACUGGUUAACACAGCUAAGGUAUGGAAGGCGGUGCCCUGGAUGACAUCUUGGUCAACACCCAUUAUUCAUGUUGGAAAACAGAUCCCGACAUCAACCAAUCAACUGAUAGAAAAGUACUACGUGUCUAAAGACAACGUGGGAGAGGUGGUUACUUUAGAACACGUCACUGUCACAGUGAAUCUCAAGCAUCGGCAUCGUGGAAACUUAAUGGUCAGUUUAGUGUCCGCUGAAGGAACGACAUCCAAACUGGCAACAGCAAGACAACACGAUAGAUCUUCGGAUGGUUUCGUGGACUGGACGUUUUCCACUGUUCGAUGCUGGGGCGAAAAACCACAAGGAACUUGGCAGCUGAUCGUUAUUGAUAAUGGUUUUGAUCACAGCCGAGGUUUCCUGAAGGAUUGGAAGUUGACUUUCUACGGUUCUUCCAUGACACCAGAAGAGAUACAGAAGAGACAGAGAUUGGUGGAGGAAGCUUCUAGUGGCAAGUACCUUCACAGUAACGAUACUCCACCUUGUCCGCCCAGGCCCCCACUGUACGCACCACAAGAUGUUGUGUCCGAGAGAACGCUCAAGGUAUUACUUUUGCUCGGCGGCUUCUGUCUAUUGGUGUCCAUUUACUAUACUGUCGACGUCGUGUUCGAUUGCGAGGCUAGUGACGAGGGAAGCGCAGACACGGCGAGUGGAGAGCCACAGGAGGAGACUCCUCUGUUGUCUAACAAACUGGCUGAAGAGGAUCAGAUUAGACUAAGUCAUAUUUUGGAGAGAGGCGCCAAGAAGGGAGUUACUCAUGAUGAUCGUUCUAAGGAAAUGGAUCACGUAGCCCCAAGCAAGCAUUCUACUUCCCCAGUGGACGAGAAAAAACGCGUGGAAGAGUUUGAAAGAAGACUUCGGUUUGCCAUGGAGCAGAGUCUCUAUCUACAAGCACAGCACCUGAGUGCUAUGGAUAAGUUUGAAAAGGACCUGACAAAGGCUACAGAGGACAGCUUACUCACUCAUGCGCUUCAUAAGAGUCGUUUGGAAGAAACAGACGCCAACAAAAAGAGUAAAGUGCCGCUUAAAGGGAUUUUAAAGAAACCACGAGGUCGCAGCUCAAGAUAGCCAUAAGAGAUCUUCAUUACGGUCUGGGAGAUGUUAU
Pocillopora verrucosa is the source of this 2661-nucleotide messenger RNA. Its product is annotated as proprotein convertase subtilisin/kexin type 7. Gene Ontology annotation, cellular component: trans-Golgi network; Golgi membrane. Gene Ontology annotation, biological process: protein processing. NCBI's taxonomy places the organism in Eukaryota, Metazoa, Cnidaria, Anthozoa, Scleractinia, Pocilloporidae. The record is from RefSeq and is a predicted model, not a curated record. Gene Ontology annotation, molecular function: serine-type endopeptidase activity.